Messenger RNA from Closterium sp. NIES-67, 1674 nucleotides. The record is from the annotation of a GenBank genome assembly. Lineage: Eukaryota; Viridiplantae; Streptophyta; Zygnematophyceae; Desmidiales; Closteriaceae.
GCGGUCAUGCAAGAGGCAGGGGUGGAGGUUGUUACUCCUGUCAGCCAUAACCCCCACACUAUCCCCCCACCGCCCCCCUCUCCCUCCCCCCUUGCUCCCUUUUCCUCCACUUCAGGCGGUCAUGCAAGAGGCAGGGGUGGAGGUUGUUACUCCUGUCAGCCAUACUGUAUUCGACCCUGCUGAAGUCAUCCGCAUGAACGGAGGCAAGCCUCCCCUCACAUACCAAGCUUUCUGCAAGCGAGUAGGACAACCCUCGCCGCCCGUCGGACCCGCUCCAGACAAACUACCGCCCCUUCCUCCAGACCUCGUGGCUGGGGGACCCUACCAGGGGGGAGAAUAAAAGCAGAAACGGAAGAAGCAGCAGGGGAUGCACGGAAUUGUGAUCAUAUCGAGGUCUUUGAAGUGCCUGCUUUGAGCGACCUUGGGUAUUCGGAUGCCGAGGCUUCCCCAGAGGAGGACGUCACUCCUUUCCGAGGGGGGGAGACAGAGGCUCUAUGCCGGCUUGACGACUGCCUCUCACGGACGAAAUGGGUGAAGGAGUUUGAGAAGCCCAAGGGUGAUCCUUCCGCCCUCACUCCUCCUGCCACCACUGUGCUCUCUCCUUACCUCAAGUUUGGCUGCCUAUCCUCUCGCCUCAUGUAUGCGCGCAUACAAGAAGUGCUUGCUCGAGUGCCCGGCCACACCAAACCUCCAGUGUCCCUGUUAGGGCAGCUGCUGUGGCGGGAGUUCUUCUACACGGCUUCGUUCGGCACGCCUAACUUUGACAGGAUGCAGGGCAGCGCCAUCUGCAGGCAGAUCCCCUGGAAGGAAGAUCUGAGUUGCUUGCUGCUUGGAGAGAUGCCAGGACAGGCUUUCCGUGGAUCGACGCCAUCAUGGUCCAGUUGCAGCAGUGGGGCUGGAUGCAUCAUCUGGCACGUCACUGCGUGGCAUGCUUCCUCACUCGAGGUGACCUGCUGGUGCACUGGGAGUUGGCCGGGACGUGUUUGACCGGCUGCUGAUCGACUCUGACUGGGCCAUCAACAACGGCAACUGGCUCUGGCUCUCGCCUCUGCCUUCUUCUCUCAGUACCACCGCAUCUACUCGCCCAUCACCUUCGGCAAGAAAUAUGACCCUCGGGAAGUUCGUUCGGCACUUCCUACCUGUGCUCAAAGAUAUGCCAGCGCAGUACAUCUAUGAGCCCUGGACAGCACCACUGGCCGUGCAACGCAGGGCCAAGUGCAUCCUUGGAAAGGACUACCCUCUUCCAAUUGUGGACCAUGCAGAGGCCAGUAAGCGGUGUCGCGACGUCAUGGGUACAGCCUAUGCUGCGAAUCGCUUGGCUGCCAAUGCGGUGCAGUUGGAAAUCGCUCAGCUACUGCUACCUCUACUGCAUCAAGGGGGUCUGUAUCAACCGCCCCUGGACGAGUGGGUGGUCACAGAGCUGUCCCGGAGAUGGCGGCGAUCGAGGGGGAUAGGCCCACAAAUCGGACGAGAAGGGCAGGUUCCACUGGAGAGGGGGAAAGAGGCGAAGGAAAGCUAGGUGUGACAAAGAAGAAACAAAAGAUGAUAGAUGAUAUUUUUCAUGGUAAAAAAGCACACAAGGAUGAUUGAUUGCGUUUCUUGUUUAUACAUCUUAUGGAAAUGUGUAAUAGCGGAGCCUGGAGAUCGGUGCACACGCGGCAUUUGCAGGAUAGG